GCAUUCCGGGUGCACCGAUGGGUAAGUACUUCCGGUGUUAAGCGAUGACAGCUUACCGCGUGACAAAGGUCAUUGAAUUUCUGGAAUGACGAUUGUAUGAAGUUUCAUCAUCCUCAGUGACUGUCACCCACGUCAGGCGCCGCGAUGAGCGUGCGCUGCUUCCUGGGACCGGCGGCCGUUAUCUUCAGCCCUUCGGGGGUGUGCGGACUGCUACGUCCAUGCGCGGCCGCAAGAAAGAUGUCCACAAGGCAGAAAGACCAUCUGGAGCGGACGGCCGCCAACCACAGGCAAACGGCUCUCUUCCCAGCAAAGGUGUGUGGGAUCACAGAGGAGUCGGAUACGGUGAGACGCCUCAGUCUGACGGUCUCCGAUCCCAAAUUCACCUUUAAAGCUGGACAGUGGGUGGACUUCUUCAUCCCAGACCUGUCCACUGUUGGGGGUUUCUCCAUCUGUUCCAGCCCUGGCCUCCUACGAAGGGAGGGAGUGAUUGAGCUUGCUGUCAAGUACAGCCAGCAUCCUCCUGCGCACUGGAUUCACAGAGAGUGCCGUGUGGAUUCGGAGGUGGCCCUCAGGGUGGGCGGGGACUUCUUCUUCGACCCACAGCCCUGGGACCGGCCUGUGGACCUGCUCUUAUUGGCCGGUGGGGUGGGGAUCAACCCACUGCUCUCCAUCCUGCUGCAUGCGGCCGACCUGCUCCGUGGACCCAGUGCCAAUGGCGCCCCCUACCGGCCGGGCAGCAUUCGACUCUGCUAUAGCGCCCGCAGCUCGCGUGAGCUGCUCUUCAAGAACACCAUCCUGGACCUGUGUCAGGAGUUUCCGGGAACGAUAUCCUGUGACUUCUUCGUGACAAGGCAGAGUGACACCGUGGAGCCGCACCUCGGGCAGCAUGUAAGAGAGGGUAGGAUAACGGAGCAGGUUCUCAAGGACCACCUGGAGAGAAAGGAGCCCCAGUGCUACCUCUGUGGGCCGCCCCCUAUGAUCAACAGUAUCUCAGACCGGCUGCUGCACCUCGGGCUGCCCCAGGACAGGAUCCUGUAUGAGAAGUGGUGGUAGCUCCGCCCAGCCUGCCAGGAGGCUCCGCCCCCAUCGUCCCCAGGGGCACCACAUGGCACUGCGUCAGGUGCCUUGUGUUUGAACCGACCAUGCUGGUGCCACCAGUGGGUCUGCCCGUGUAUCUGCCCGUGUAUCUGCCCGUGUAUUCGCCCGUGUAUCUGCGGGAGUGCGGAGGGACGUCUCCCCACCAGCCGUUACGGAAAACGCACAGCUUGAAGGGACAAGUGCCAGAAUUUUUUUUUUUAAUUAAAUUCUUCUUGCAGCACUAUUUCCAUGUAAAGUAUGUAAUUCGUUCUUUGAAAAUGAGUUUUUGGGCCGUUAGACAGGAAAUUACCUCGUAUAAAACUGCUGUUUGCAUCACAUUUGAGUGAACAGACUUAAUAUAAAUGAAUAUUAUAUUCAGUUUAUUAUUUGAAUGCUUAUCUGUACCAUUUUAUUAAAAAAAAUGUAUUUCAGUGA
This is a messenger RNA of Brienomyrus brachyistius, 1512 nucleotides long. RefSeq names its product oxidoreductase NAD-binding domain containing 1 (gene oxnad1). Gene Ontology annotation, molecular function: oxidoreductase activity. The coding region runs from base 145 to 1053 and encodes 302 amino acids. Gene Ontology annotation, cellular component: mitochondrion. Lineage: Eukaryota; Metazoa; Chordata; Actinopteri; Osteoglossiformes; Mormyridae. The record is from RefSeq and is a predicted model, not a curated record. The transcript is spliced from 8 exons.